ACUCAAUAAAGCAUAAUCCCUCUCUCUCUCUCCCUCGCAUUUCGUCCGCCUGUCUCCGAUCUCCGGCGUCGCGAAAUCUUCUCCAGUGCUGCGAUCUCGUGUUUCGGACUUUCAAUGGCGAGUCCAAGUUCCGUCUCUGAAGAUAGAAAAUCGGAUGGCCUCGAAAUCGUCUCCGUCGGAGCUCUCUAUAGAGGCUCCUGGGACAAGAAGUACUGGAGCUCAUCUAGGGGAAAGGAUCGUUUCCCUUAUCCUGUGGGCUACAAAGCUGUUCGAGCUCACAAUGGGAACAUAUAUUAUAUGGAGAUUGAAGAAGGUGCCAAAGGACCUUUAUUCCUGAUUAGAUAUUUGGCUGAAUCAUGGACGGGUCAGACUCCAGAUAUUGCAUGGGGAAAGUUUCAGAAGGCGGGCAUCUCUCACUUGAAAGUAUGGCAUGGAAAACGAUUUACAUGUAAGAUGGACGGCAUGGAGUUUUUUGGCUUCAAAAAUCCUCUGGUUCAGAGAUUGCUCCGGGAACUUGUGACAAAUUCCCACGGAAUGGUAGAAUCUAGCUCCAGCAGUAGGGCCUCUCAAAUCCGGGUCGAUGAUGAACGACCAGUUAUGUGUGAAAAUCCAAAUUUAAUAUGUUAUCUGGACAUGCCAGUGGCUAGAAAGAAACGAAGUAGAAAAUCAGAAUCAGUAUACCAGGAUUCAGUAGUUAAAGAUGGUCAUAAAAAGCCAAGAUGCCAAGACUCAUCUUGUGAUACCGAUAUUUUAAAUUCAGCACCAGUGGAAAUAGUUGGCAUUGAAGCAGCACCACCUAGGCAGUUGCAUUCAGAAACCCCCCCAGUAGUGAAAGCAGUCGUCCCUAUCCAAGAAACAGACAUUCCUGACAGGUGUAAAUCAAAGCCAUUAUCCAACAUUUCGGAAGAGCUUCAUGGGUUGCAAGAAAAGGAAUACAUACCCAACCCUGAUGUUUUUCUGCACGAGAGCGAAGAUAUGACUGGUUCCAAUCUUUUUGCACCCGACACCUUGGAGUUCGUGCAAGAUAACAAUAUAAGUUCUGCUCCAAUAAUGGAUGAUAAUACAAGUUGCGAGCAAAAAGAAGAAUUGACCCUUGCUGACAUGGUAGUUAAUGAGGAGCAUUCAUCUGAACCAAAUGCAGAAGAUUUAGCUGAUUCAGCUGAUCAGGAAAGUGCCAUAUCAAUGAUCUCAUUUCUACUUCCUAAAGCAAUUCCACUCCUGAAGAAGGCCUCAAGCAAGAAGCGAAAAACAAAUGAUUUGUCAGGAACGCAGUCUUCCAGAUUAAAUCGUUCUAACAACUGCAAAACGAGCCAACUGGAUAAUGCAUCAGAAGCUGCUGUGUCACUGUCAAUAAAAACAUGCAGUGGAGAUGAUGAGAACGCGCAAGUCGUUGCUCUGGAUUCUGUUCAGGAUUUUACCAGUAAUGGCUCCAUUGCUCCGGAUAGUUUUGAUGAGUCUUACUUGGAUGUUCCUGGGAAUGGUCAUAUCAUCUCUUACAAGGAAGCCUGUCCCACAGAUCUUCCCAAAAUGCACAUAGCCAAGGAACAGGCUGCAAUAGUGAAUUCAAAUCUAACGGCCCCUGCUUUGGAUACUACUGAGAUCAUAAACCCACCUUCACAUGAUGUUUGUAAUAUUGUGGAAGAAAAUAAUCAAGACGGAUCUGUGAAGAAUUCCAUGUCAAUACCACACUGCACCAGUUCAGCUGACAGGAUUUUAUCCCAAGAAUCUGAGGAACUCCGUGCAGCAGAAGGAGGCUUAGUGCAAACAGAACACCACUCUGAAAACAAGGAACGAAAGGGUAUAUCCUCUUCUACUGAAGGUGGCACAACCCCUACUGAAGUUAGUUCUAUCAGAAAAGAAAUGCAUAAGGUGUAUAGCAGGAAAAAACGCUCGACCAAUCAACAGCGAAGAAACAAAAACUCAUCCUCUGAAAGUGAAAACAGUUGCAGAAAAACUGGUGAUGAUGACCCCAUAAGCAAAGUGUCUCAUAGUAAAACCCCACGUAUCUUGGAGCUUCAACCGACCUUGUCUACCAACUCUGAAUCAGAUAGAACAAAUCCGCAGGCGGAUGGAAGCGGCCAUGUAACAGAACAAUACCAGGGUCCUGAGUUGGUGAAGAUGAAUAACACUAAUGUAUUAAGCAAUGAGGCUUGCGUGGUACCAGAAGAUAUAAGCCCAGCUCAUUCUUCUGGAGACGCACGUGUAUCAUCAUCCUCAUUUCCAGUUUCAAAAGUUGAGGAUUUUCAAGCCCAUAUUGGUGAGGCAAUGGACAUCCAAGUCUCUGAACCUUCCACAAAGUCUCAGCAUAAGGAACAAACUAGCGAGAAAAGCACGUCGGUGCUGGAAAUUCCAGCUAGUUCGAAUUUAAAGGUCGACAGAGAUAUAAAGAUCGACAAUGAAGUGGAAAAAACUGUUGAGCUGCUUGGCUGCUACUUUCAUCCCAUGCCUGUUUCAUCAGUAUCACUCAAGUCUGUUGGGAAUGAAAUCUAUAUAUAUGUGUUGAGCUUUGCUACAGAAGAUAAAGUUAGAACCCUGUUUUUGUACAAGUUAUCAGCCAAAGCACAAACUAAAGGAUUCCCCUCUGUCGUCGGUCACGCACCUGUCGUACUCCCUGUUGUUGAUGGCAUAUCUGGUGGAAAUAGAACACUCGAGAGAUCUUAUUUUCACUUCACUCCGGAAGGGCAACAUCUUAUUUUUACUGGCAACAUCAAAACACCUUAUUGCAGGAAGAAGGAAAUUGAUUGCUCAUGUUUGACUUGUACAUCAGCCUCCUUUGAAGAGAAUGCAGUGAGAAUUGUCCAGGUGAAAAAUGGUUAUGUUUCUCUUGUGACAAAACUUCAAGCAGUUGACAGUGUGCAGUGCGUGGUGGUGUGCGAUCCUAACUAUGUCAUUGCAGUUAUUAAGAGUGGAAACCUUAUUGUCUGGGCCAUGAACCCACAUUGGAGAGGUCAUACCGAAGAAUUCGUUAUCCUCCCAAAUCCUUGCAUGUCUAAAUGCAUCGUGGAACUGAAGAAGAUUCCAAAAUGUCCUCAUCUCAUUGUUGGGCAUAAUGGUAUUCGAGAAUUUACAAUAUGGGAUAUCUCAAAGCGGUGCCUAGUAUCAAGAUUUGAAUCUCCCAGUAAUAUGAUCUUUGAGUUCAUCCCAACCAGCUUGUUUGCGUGGCACACUGUACAUAGUCAUUCUACCAUCGAGGAUCAUGUUGACAUGAUUUUAGCAGCAACAAAACUGUGGUUCUCAAAAGGGACCAACAACAAAACAUUGGUUCCAGCUGAAGUCAAAGACACUGCCAUCUGGCUUUUAGUCUCCACCGAUCCUGACCCAGACGCGAGUGUAGAAAGUCCAGCUAGAUGUUGGAGACUGGCUCUGCUUGUGAGAAACCAAGUCAUAUUGGGAAGUCAACUAGACCCGAGGGCUGAUGUAGCCGGCACGGUAUCUGGUCACGGAGUAGCAGGCACACUUGAUGGACUUGUGUACUUGUGGGACUUGUCGACAGGCACUAAACUCGGCUCUCUCCAUGAUUUCAAAGGUGAAGGAGUUUCAUGCAUAAGCUCAGAUGAUUCCGGAAAUAUAUGUAUAGCAAGUAAGGAUGGUCAGCUUUUGGUUUAUUGCCAUCCCGCAAAGGAAACUCAAAAUCAAGGAGGCUCUUAUCAGAAGAAAAUGCCGACUCUCACAAAGCUUUACUCCAUGGAAGAAGCCGCAACUCACAACAAGCAAGACGACUGCUGGAUCGUCAUCGACGGCAAGGUCUAUGAUGUAUCCUCGUAUAUGAAUGAUCAUCCUGGAGGAGAUGAUGUGCUUCUUGCUGUCACCGGCAAAGAUGCAACAGAUGAAUUCGAAGACGCAGGGCACAGCAAAAGCGCUAGAGAGCUCAUGGAGAAGUACUUUAUCGGCGAGCUAGACGAAGCUUCCGUACCGGAAAUACCAGAGCUUAAGAUCUACAAGAAGGAGCAGCCAAAAGACUCUGUUGAGAAGCUUGUCGACUUGACAAAGCAGUACUGGGUUGUUCCUGUCUCCAUUAUCACCAUCUCUGUUGCUGUGAGUGUCCUCUUCUCUCGCAAGAAGUAGCCUGUUUCUUGCCUGGAGAUUUGUCUGAAAUAUUGAAUUACUGGGGAAUCAACUUUCCACGAGAACUCCCCAUUAUAGAUUUUGAAUAACAGAAAAGAUAGAUCAAUAUUAUUAUUUUCUCUUUUAUAUUUUGAGUUGGGAUCAUGUUAUGAUGCACAAAUUAAUGAUAUGAUUAAUGAAUGCUUUGCUGGUAUCAACCUUCUUAUUAAGAAUUCUGUUUCAGUG
Molecule: messenger RNA, 4290 nt
Organism: Thlaspi arvense
Lineage: Eukaryota; Viridiplantae; Streptophyta; Magnoliopsida; Brassicales; Brassicaceae
Source: the annotation of a GenBank genome assembly